AUGACACUCAUUCAAAAAGUUCAAGAAGGCAAGGAAGACAUCAUGACUGACAUCACGAUGAAAGAAGACCUGGUGAAACCUUCGCGACCUGUCAGAAACAGGCGAUACACUCGAAGGAGCUUAGUAGCGGGCCAGCGUCCGCAAAAGAGGCUAUUCACACCAGAAAUUAAGCGAUAUCUCAAAGACUGGCUAGUGCGACGAAGAGAUAACCCGUACCCAAACAGAGAAGAAAAAAAAUAUUUGUCUCGCGAAACUGGCCUCACAUACAUACAAAUUUGUAACUGGUUUGCAAAUUGGCGAAGAAAGUUGAAAAAUGUGAAUGUAGAUAGAAACCAGCAAACGUGGGGCCAUUUGAUCCGCACAUACAAUGAUCGUGCACAGGGCAAUGUGGAACAGUUCAGCAUUUGUUCCGACGACAGCAUAUGGAGCGAAUCCGAUCCCAACAAUCCUGAUGAGAACUUAGACCAUGAUGGGGACCUAACAGGCAGUCCAGAAACAAUAACAGAAUACCACCACGACGAUUCCGACACAUCUUUGAAUAUGAAAGACAAGUGUGUCAACUUCAACAAUAACUCUUACAAAUCGGAUGCAAAUGAAAAUAGGAACGAGGAAACAAAAGCAAUUACAAGCCCAAUGUUACUCAGCAAGUGGCUAGAGAGCGCUGCACGGUUUCAACCAAGUGAGUGUAACUACUCGUGGUGGGCUGACGGAAAACGAAGAAAGCCAGAUGCGAAGAUCCAGCGGAUUACAGUAAAUACGAUGUCUCGACAUGACCGGGACGAGGUGGAAGCUGCAGUGGCCCUCACUGCUCUAGCGUCUGCUACCAGCCGUAUUUCUGCGCCAUGA
Molecule: messenger RNA, 846 nt
Organism: Spodoptera littoralis (African cotton leafworm)
Lineage: Eukaryota; Metazoa; Arthropoda; Insecta; Lepidoptera; Noctuidae
Source: the annotation of a GenBank genome assembly